Trifolium pratense (red clover) is the source of this 2171-nucleotide messenger RNA. Its product is annotated as pentatricopeptide repeat-containing protein At2g38420, mitochondrial-like. The transcript has 2 exons. The record is from RefSeq and is a predicted model, not a curated record. Bases 505 to 1989 code for a protein of 494 amino acids. Gene Ontology annotation, molecular function: protein binding. Lineage: Eukaryota; Viridiplantae; Streptophyta; Magnoliopsida; Fabales; Fabaceae.
UCAUAUCAUGUCUUUCAGAUUCUUUCUGGUCUCAACCUCGCUCUCUCAUCUCUAUGUCUCCACUGUCACCUCGCUACGCCACCGCUGUUGGUUCUCUCUAGCGGUCUCGUGUAUCACAUUGCUGCACCACCGGCUCUUCUCUCGCAUCUCACCUCGCUCUGCCGCUCACCGUCACCGAUUCGCUUCGAGUUCGAUAACAGCCGCCAGAUUCUUCAUUCUUGAUUUGAUUUAUGUGAGGUGCUUUGUGGAUAAGAGAGGAAUAGAAAGGAGCUUUGGAGGAAGCUGUUGUUGAGUAUCCAAGAGGACUCUUGCCACUAUAUGUGUAAUAGUUAUUGCCGAUGACUUUUGUAUAUUUACAAUCUACAAAUCAAACCCGGCAAAGAGAGACAAAGAUUCAUCCAAUUUAUCAUGUAAAAAAAAAUUGGUCAUCAUUAUUUUGUUUAAACCUCAAACUCUGCUAAUUCUCUGUCUCUUGUUUCUCUGUUCCUCAAAAGAAUUCCAAAAAUGGUGAGGAACCCUUUAUCCAAAAGUGCAAACAAAUACCUUAGAAAAUUCAGAAAAUGGCCACAUUCACCUUACAAAACUUCAUGGCACCACAAUUUUGGUGAACAACAAGCUAUGCAAAUUCUCAAACAAGCAACCAUUCAACCCCAAACACAAAACAACAACAACCCUUUUCUUCUUUCCACUCUUAUUGACUCAUUCAAAGCUUAUAACACUGACCCAACUCCGAAAGCUUACUUUUAUCUCAUCAAAACCUUAACCAACAACACUUCACAAUUACAUGAAAUUCCUCAUAUCCUCAACCAUCUUGAACACAACGAGAAAUUUGAAACACCUGAGGUCAUCUUUUUGUAUCUUAUUAAGUUCUAUGGUUUUGUUGAUAGGGUUCAAGAUGCUAUUGAUUUGUUUUUCAGAAUCCCUAGGUUUAGGUGCACACCAACUGUUUGUUCUUUGAACGUGUUGCUUUCAUUGCUUUGUAGGAAGCAAGAGUGUCUCAAAAUGGUUCCAAAUAUUUUGUUGAAUAGUCAGCAUAUGAAAAUUCGUCUCGAGGAAUCGACUUUUCGGGUUUUGAUUGAGGCAUUGUGUAGAAUUAAGAGGGUUGAUUAUGCUAUUAAGAUAAUGAAUUGUAUGAUUGAAGAUGGUUAUAGUUUGGAUGAUAAGAUAUGUUCUUUGAUUAUAUUGUCGUUGUGUGAACAAAACGAUUUGACUAGCGCUGAGGCUUUGUUUGUUUGGGGAAAUAUGAGGAAACUAGGGUUUUGUCCUGGUGUAAUGGAUUGCACCAAUAUGAUUAGGUUUUUGGUAAAGGAAGGGAAGGUUAAGGAUGCUUUGGAAAUUUUGAAUCAGCUCAAAGAAGAUGGAAUUAAGCCUGAUAUUGUUUGUUAUACUAUUGUUUUGAGUGGAAUUGUUAAAGAAGGUGAUUAUGUGAAGUUAGAUGAAUUAUUUGAUGAAAUAAUUGUAUUAGGACAUAUUCCUGAUGUUUAUACUUACAAUGUGUAUAUAAAUGGUUUGUGUAAGCAGAACAAUUUUGAUGAGGCAAUGAAGAUUGUUGUUUCUAUGGAAAAGUUAGGAUGCAAACCAAAUGUGGUUACUUACAAUACUUUAUUAGGUGCAUUUUGUUUGAAAGAGGAUUUAGGUAAGGCAAAGAGGGUAAUGAAGGAGAUGAGGUUGAAGGGUGUUGAGCCAAACUUGCAUACAUACAGGAUCAUGCUUGAUGGUUUGGUUGGUAAAGGUGAGAUUGGUGAAGCAUGUGUUUUGUUGGAGGAAAUGAUGGAGAAGUGCUUUUAUCCUAGAUCUUCAACAUUUGAUAGUAUCAUACUUCAAAUGUGUCAAAACGGUUUGAUUACUGAUUCAGUUGUGUUGAUGAAUAAAAUUGUUACAAAAAGUUAUGUUCCAGGAGUCAAGGUUUGGGAAGCAUUGCUUCUUAACUUAGGAUCUAAGAUUACCUAUACAGAAACCACAUUUGUUGGAUUGUUGGGCCAAAAUUAAUCUGUUACGGAUUGGACCAGGGCCAUCCGAAUUGGAUCAUAGCGCCAGAACCGUGAUAUGUACUAUUGACUUGAUCUGGAAUUGUAUUGUCUCUCAUUCUUUAUAUUAUAUUUGGUUGAAGAUCUCCUCAGUUAACAAAGAAGAGACUUGAAAUCUUCAACUGGAAUCACCAGUUGUUCACA